GCUCCACGGCUCUGUGCAUUAAACAGAGCAGUUUGAUCUCAGAUUCUUUUAGGCACAAUUUUCUGUUCUAUCAGAAAAAGACAAAUUUCUAAGAGGAGCUUGAACAAAUCUGCCGAGCCCAUAAUUGCCUGUAAAGAUGAUCAACCCCAUAGACAAUCUAAUGGUGCCUCUGUAGGAUUAGUUUAGGGUUUUAUGGGUAAUGUAAUGUUGGGGCUCCAUUUGAAGUCGGGUGUUUUGAAGAAGCAAAGUUGAUGUUAUGGAGCUGCAAAUUGUGGCGAAAGAGAGCGACAAAGAGCAAAGGGAGCGCGACAGGGACCAUGACUUGACCAGCCUAACAGAUGGCGAGCUUGAUGACAGAAUCAAGAGAAUUUUCAGAUUAAUAGGUUUAAAGAGCUGUCAUUUGCUCGAUAGCGGCCACAAGCUAAAUGAUAGCGGUCACAAGCUCCGCCUUUUUCUUCAGAAGAAUCUAGAUGAGAGAAAACGCAGGCAAGACCUCGCAAAGGUUAGAUCUUUUGGUAAUGUGGUGGCGAGGCUCCAUUUGAAGUCUGGGUGCCUUGAAGGAUGCAAAGAUGAGGCUAGGGAGCAACACAUUGUGGCGAAAGAGAGCGACAAAGAGCAAAGGGAGCGCGACAGGGACCAUGACUUGACCAACCUAACAGAUGGUGAGCUUGAUGAUAGAAUCAAGAGGAUUUUCAGAUUAAAAGGUUUAAAGAGCUUUCAAUUGUUUGAUACCGGUCACAAGCUCUGCCUUUAUCUUCAGAAGAAUCUAGAUGAGAGAAAACGCAGGCUAGAUGAGAGAAAACGCAAGCAAGGCCUCGCAAAGGUUGGUUUUUUUGGUAAUGUAGCAGCGGGGCUCCAUUUGAAGUCUGGGUACCUUGAAGGAUGCAAAGAUGAGGUUAGAGAGCUACACAUUGGGGCGAAAGAGAGCAGCAAAGAGCAAAGGGAGUGCGACAGGGACCACGACUUGAGCAGCCUUACAGAUGGUGAGCUUGAUGACAAAAUCAAAAGAAUUUUGAGAUUAAUAGGUUUAAUGAGCUGGCAAUCGCCUGAUGCGAUUCACAAGCUCUACCUUUAUCUUCAGAAGAAUCUAGAUGAGAAAAAACGCAGGAGAGACCUCACAGAGAUUGAAUUUUUUGAUACUGUAAUGGCGGGGAUCCAUUUGAAGUCUGGCUGCCUUGAAGAAUGCAAAGAUUUGGUUACGGAGCCACACAUUAUGGGUGAAGAGAGCGAGAAAGAGAAAAGGGAGUGCGACAGGGAUCACGACUUGACCAGCCUAACAGAUGGUGAGCUUGAUGACAAAAUUGAGACAAUGUUGAGAUUAAAAUGUUUAAGCUAUCGACUGCCUGAUAGGGGUCACAAACUCUGCCUUUAUCUUGAGAAGCAUCUAGAUGAGAAAAAACGCAGGAAAGAGGUCGCAAAGGUAUCUCUGAUUCUGGAAAUUCCGGAAGACAGAUUCCUGAUCCUGCUGAAGGAAGGACUGACAACAGUUUACAAGGAGGAGGCUAAGAGAGCACAUUUUGAUUUCUUGCUUCAGGGAAGAAACAAUCUGAAUGAGAAAGAAAUGGAUGUUCUAAAGGACUAUAUGAAGUCUCAUAAUAUGAUGAAGCUCGACAAGAAAAGGAAAGCUGAACCAACAGGCAAGGAAAGAUACGAACCUGUGAUUAAAGAUCCGGAUGCAAGUAAUCUUCCUGAUCCACUGAUCGGGACUUAUGACAUUGACCAGCACGAGGCCAGCAGCAAGCGGUGCUGCUGGGAGUAGUGUUUUGCUCUCAUGUCUUUUUGGCCUUUUUGUAUUUGAAAACGAUGGAUGAUAGAUAGACAGAUCUGCUCUGUUUACUGCUGGUUUUGUAGACGAGUGCUGUACUUAUUGAUGUUGCUGCUCCAUAUAUUGUAACCUUCCUUUCGUAAACUAUUUCAUAUAUAUAUAGAGAUCAAAAUUAAUUGUAAA
Molecule: messenger RNA, 1948 nt
Organism: Cryptomeria japonica (Japanese cedar)
Lineage: Eukaryota; Viridiplantae; Streptophyta; Pinopsida; Cupressales; Cupressaceae
Exons: 2
Coding region: 257-1759 (500 amino acids)
Source: RefSeq, a predicted model, not a curated record